Molecule: messenger RNA, 1650 nt
Organism: Diaporthe batatas
Lineage: Eukaryota; Fungi; Ascomycota; Sordariomycetes; Diaporthales; Diaporthaceae
Exons: 4
Coding region: 1-1650 (549 amino acids)
Biological process (GO): transmembrane transport
Molecular function (GO): transmembrane transporter activity
Source: RefSeq, a predicted model, not a curated record
AUGCCUCUGGGAAUUCUCGAAGACCGCCAUUUGGAGCAUGUCCCGGGCACGUCGCCCUUGAAUGAGCUGGGACACAUUGGGGUUGAGGACACAGCAGGCAUCGAUUCCAACUUCCUCAAACACGACCCGAGUGGGAAGAUCGUCCUCGUCCCGCAGCCGUCAGAUUCGCCUAAUGACCCUUACAACUGGCCAAAAUGGAAGAAGAGGAUGUUCACGGUUGCCAUAGCCUAUGGCUGUGGAUGCGUAGGAGCCGUGGGUCCUCUACUUACAGCCGCCCUCGCACCGCUCGCCGAAGAAUUCCAAAUCCCCUUGCAGCAAUUCACCCUCGGUCUCCAGGGCUCGUGUAUUGUCGCCAUCGCCGUGUCUAGCCUGGUCUGCAACACGUUGGCUGUCAAGAUAGGGAAGCGACCGAUCUACAUCGUCACAUCCGUCCUCCUCAUGAUCUCAUGUUUCUGGGCCGCCGCUUCCGAGUCUUUCGGCUCCCUCGCUGCGGCGCGAGCGGUCCAGGGCUUUGCCAUGGCUCCCAUGGAGGCACUUGUCCCGGCGUCCAUCGCCGAUAUCUGGUUCGUCCACGAGCGUGGCUUCCAGUCAGCCGUGUUCAACCUCGGUGUGCUAGGUGGCAUCAAUCUGGCCUCUCCUAUCGCUGGUGCCAUCAUCCAAUACGGGUCCUACCGAAUCUGCCUGAACGCAAUGGGCGGCGCGUUCGUCGUGCAGCUGAUACUCACCGUGCUCUUCAUGCCCGAGUCAGCCUACCACCGCAGGGGCGCCAUCGACAUCGAUACCACGGACAAGUCUUUCAGCCAGAUGCUCGAGAAGAAGACCGAAUUCGAGCACACCGAGGAGCAGACGUCCGGUAGCCCUACCACGGAGGCCAGCAACGAACCGAGAAAGACGUUUCUGCGCGAGCUCCUACCCUAUGACGGAUACUGGGACAAGACAUCCUUCUGGCGCACGCUCAUCCGCCCCUUCUUCUUCCUCGGCUCGCCCAUGGUCUCCUGGGCAACCCUGCUGUUCACGACCUGCAUCUCCUGGCUGGUCCUCAUCUCCAUCACGCUGUCUCAGAUCUUCUCGGCGCCGCCGUACAACUUCUCCAUCACCGCGGUCGGCGCUUCAAACCUGUCCUCCUUCGUGGCCACCCUGAUCGGCACGGCCCUAGCCGGACCUCUCAUCGAUGGCUUGGCAAAGUUCAUGUCAAAGAGGAACAGGGGUAUCUUUGAGCCCGAGUUCCGAUUGCCCAUCAUGACGACCUACCUCUUCCUCACCGCGGCGGGCUUCUUCGCCUGGGGCCAGUCGCUCUACGCGCAGGAGCCCUGGCCCGUCCCCGUCAUCGUGUGCCUCGGCCUGAUCAACCUGGGCGUGCAGCUCGGCACCACGGGCGUCGUGACGUACAUCGUCGACUGCCACCGUGAGCAGGCAGCCGAGGCCUUCGCCAUCAUGAACUUUGUCAAGAACCUGUUUGCCUUUGGGAUGACCUUUUACGCCAACGACUGGAUCAUGGUGCAGGGGGUGCGCAACUGCUUCUUCGUCAUCGGGGGCAUCACCGCGGCCGUCGUGCUUACGACCAUCCCCAUGUAUAUGUUUGGCAAGAGGGCUAGGAGCUGGACUUAUCGGCAUCAGGUCAUCACCAAGAUUGUGGAGUGGGGCCGUUGA